AAAUGUCUUUCGUGCGGUUCGGUUGACUAGUGUUAGGGUACACCCAUUCGCGCUCCUAACGAGUUCGUUCCACUGGGAACAGUCAGUCAACAAAAGUAAACAACAACAAUUGAAUAUGCGAACAUUAAGUAACAAUUCAGCAUACGUCCACUGUCCAUUGAUUCAAUAGUCAGCCACAACUUCAGAGACUCCGCGGAGAAUCUCUAAGGUAAUUGAAGGUCCUUCGCUGUUUGCCGGUUUCGAUGGACUCGCCGUUCAUGUUCCCUGGCCAUUUGCAUUGAUGAACUCUGGCACGAUGCGCGGCGUGCAUGAUAAGAACCCAAGCGUAAUAAUCAUCGAUAUUCAAAACCCUUAAAGCAAAGCACCAACAACAGCUGGCAAUAGAUCCCAUCGCCAGGACCAGACAGUUUGCCAACCUUUGAUCUCUGCGUGUGCGUCUGCCUCCGUCUCUGCCCCAAUCUCGGUGCGUUGGUGUCUCUGUGUGUUUAUGUGUAAAAGUGUGAAAGAGCGCAAAAUAAAUAUUAAAAGCAAAACGUGCAUGGAUUAGAAAUCAUAACCAGCCAGCAGCUUAAACGGCAGCAGGAGCAGCAGCAGCAGCGGCAGCAGCAGCUCAAAUAAUAACAAUAAGAACAACAACCACAACAACAAGGAGCUCUGCCCGUCGCGUUAGCUUAUUGAAACAGCUAGGAAAACAGACUUUGCCGCCAGCAGCCGGCGUCUGGCGCCGGAACUGUCUAACGGCUCAGCUCGAAAAAUGCACAGACACGUCGGAGUGGGAGGAAGUUCUAGAAUGCCCAGACCGAGGCAGGGCUGGCCCGCUCUGCAUGCCGUUUUCAAUAUGCUGGCUCUGAGCUGCAUUAUAAUCUCCGAUUUAUUGCUGAACGUUCAUGGACUGAAGGAUCUGAAGAUAUUUGUGCCGGAAGCCGUCAUCAUGGGCAACGCAGCAACAUUGUCCUGCCAAUACGAUUUGGAAAAGGCGGCGCUCUACUCCGUGCGCUGGUACUUUGGCCAAGAGGAGUUCUAUCGCUACGUGCCCCGCGAGCCCACGCCCACAUUUGUCUUUCCCGUUGCUGGCAUUAAUGUUGACCUAACCAAUUCGGAUGCAACGUCGGUCACCCUAAAGGGGGUCACACGGGAUCUCACUGGCAGCUAUCAGUGCGAGGUGUCGGAGGAUGCGCCGCUCUUUCAUACGGACAUUCGCUCGGCGCACAUGCAGGUGAUUGAGCUGCCCAAAGACGAUCCGGCCAUGCAGGUGGACAAGAAGGUGAUUGGCGUCAACGACAACUUCAAGGCCGUGUGCACGGUGGGGCCCUCCUAUCCGCCGGCGAACAUCACAUGGUAUAUCAACGGACGCAAGGUAUACAAAACGCCGCUGCAGCGCAUCACGCAGGACGCAUUCGAGGGCUCGACCACGUACUCCUCGCUAGAGAUCUAUCCACAUAGCCAGGUGCUGCAGGGCUUUUUCCAGGCGAUGCCCAAGUACCAGACCAGCAUACUGCUGCUCUGCGAGGUCUCCAUUCUGCAUGUCUUCCACAAGAAUGUUCAGCAACGCAUUGGGCUCAGCAUGGCGCCACCCACAACCAUUUCACCUAAUUUGCUGGGCCUCGAGGGCUCCAAGCGCUACGUCAAUGGCGAUCCGGACAAUUCAGCACUCACUGGCGCAGCACAGUGCAGCUGCAGUGCCAUUGGCGUGUUGACUCUGGCCGUGGCGACCCUGGUGGCGGCUCAGCUGUGACCGGAGCACAACAAUGGAUAUGCCACAUAAGCAAAUGGUCGAACAGACACAAUAAUACCAGCAGAAGAAGCAACAACAGGCACAGGCUUUGAGUGGGCAGCCCGUGAAGUGUAAUUAAAAAAUAACAAAUGCAAACAAUGCACAAAAGUGCAGCAAAAUUAUAAAAAAAAAGCCAAAAAAUACAAACAAAUGAAAAAACAAGCAAAAAAAAAAAUAUAAAAAAAAUAGAAAGGAAUGGUUUUUGGAAAACGUUAACGGACUCCCGUUGUGAACGCGGCGCUGCAUGUCCUUGUGGGUAACCCGUUCAAUUUCAGUUGUUGUUGUUGUUAGUUUAC
Messenger RNA from Drosophila navojoa, 2070 nucleotides. RefSeq names its product Immunoglobulin domain-containing protein beaten path VI (gene beat-VI). Lineage: Eukaryota; Metazoa; Arthropoda; Insecta; Diptera; Drosophilidae. The record is from RefSeq and is a predicted model, not a curated record.